Molecule: messenger RNA, 1847 nt
Organism: Cladocopium goreaui
Lineage: Eukaryota; Dinophyceae; Suessiales; Symbiodiniaceae
Source: the annotation of a GenBank genome assembly
AUGCCCCUGUCGUGCGUUCGCUGCAAGGUGGCGCCCAAGUGGCGGAGGGAAGGCUUCGAGUCCUUCUUCGUGAAGCCUGACAAGAAAUCCAAGGAGCUUUUAGCGUUGCCACAAUACAUUCGCGACCUCUUGAGGGACUUGUGGAAGAAUGAGGCCCCCGCCUUAAGGUGUUCCGCCAUUGGUGAAGCCAUGGAAGCCUCAGACGAUUCUCCCAGAUCAUGGACCUUGCGGACCUUAGGUUCUGGCGUGCUGUUGCUACCAUAUGCUUUUAGUUUGGUUGGAGUGCCCAUUGGCAUUUUGACGUUGCUCUUCGGAACCUACUGUCUGGCGACCUCCUUGCGCUUGAUCAUCACCAUUUCGCACAUCACAGGUCGGGAUUCCUAUGCAAAGAGUGCGAUCGUGGUCCUUGGUCCUGUCGCUGGGAGGGCGUUGGCCUGUUUGAUGGUCGGCGAAGCCUUGUGUGGUCAGGCCGCGUUCAUCAAAUUUCUCUCAGAUUUGUGGCCUCGGGUGCUACCUUUUGCUUUCGGAGGUUUCUCCAAGUCUCAAAUGGCUCUGGUGGUGGUCGCCGCAGCCUUCCCUGCGGCUGCCAGCCGCGACAUGUCCGUGUUGCGACAUGUAACCCUCAUUUCCUUCCUCAGUUUGGCCUUCAUGGCAAGUUUAGUGGUCACCAGUGCGGUCAGGGAUCCAGCGGCUCGAGAUCCGGAGCACCUGCACGUGCUGACCUCUGGCCGCAAGGAGACGAUCUGGGAAGUUUUACCACAGACCUGGUCGUUAGUGCUGAGCGCGUUGUAUUGUCAGCACGUUGCCAUUCCUGUUUACAAACAGCUGAACAACUUCAAUAGUCGACGCAUCAAUAAGGUGCUUCUAAGAUCGUGCACAUCGUUGUCCUUGCUGUACGCGUUGGUGGCAACCUGUGGCGUCAUGGCACAUGGAGCAAAGACUCCUGAGAAUAUUCUCUUGGCAUAUCCCAGUAACCACGGAGCAGCAUGGUUGGCCCAACUACUAACAGGAUGCUCUCUGUUGAUUGCUCUCCCCUUGGGGGUUCAACCUGCACGAGAUCAGCUUCCAGAAGUGAUCUAUUCCAUCCAGUGCCUUUGCGGCGCCCUCUUCUUCGGACGGAGCGCAGCCAAGUCCUCCUACGAGCCCAUGGCAAAGCCAGGACCAACCAAACGAGUUCUGCACACUGCAGGGAUUCUGAUGACAGCAGCGAGUCUGGCUGUGAUCUUUCCAUCAGUCACUGCGAUUGUGAGCAUUGCAACUGGCUUUGGUUCCGUGCUAUGGACCUUCAUCAUGCCCAUGGUCAUGAUCUUUAUCUUGAGGCACCGCGCUGGUCGGAAUGCGGAUGCAUCUUCCAUGCUGCCGGAUCUCAGUGAGAGUAGCCUGAAACGAGAGAGGCUCCUAAGCUCUCCCCUGGCCUCGCCUCUGGCCUCACCCUCGUGGUCCCCACGUGGCUCCGAACGCUCCUCGCCCACGCUGUCGCCGCAUCCCUCCUCCGCGCUGCUCAGCGAGGCAGCGAACUUCCAACUCGGGGGCGAUGAGGAGGUUUGCAUGCAGAUCGAAGAACCCGACAGCGGUUGGAAAAGCACGGUGUGUCAUACCGAGCUGCGACCAGAGCGAAAUGGAGAGCGUCAUUCUGGCAGCAGCGUCCGAGAGGCUCCGGGUCAUCAUUGGUCCUUUCACUUCACCAUGGGUAUUCUCAGCUUGUCCAUUGGCUCCGUUCUGGGCUUGACAGCUGCCUACCAAUCCUGCGUCAAAGUGCUUCGUCACGGCUGACAUCGUGACGAGCACUGGCACCUUCUUCCACGUCAUAAUGCUGGUGAUAUCUUUGGAAGCCUUCCAGUACAUUA